Messenger RNA from Erythranthe guttata (spotted monkey flower), 495 nucleotides. NCBI's taxonomy places the organism in Eukaryota, Viridiplantae, Streptophyta, Magnoliopsida, Lamiales, Phrymaceae. The record is from RefSeq and is a predicted model, not a curated record.
AUGGCUUUGAGGGCUUUCUUGAUCACCAUAAUUGUUGCAUUAGUUGCGGCUCCGGCUGCUGUUGCCACCGAUUAUAUGGUUGGAGACAACUCCGGUUGGACCUUAGGCGUUAAUUACACUGCUUGGGCGGAGGGCAAAGACUUCCGUGUUGGUGACACCAUCAUGUUUAUGUAUAAACCUGGAGUUCACAACGUAAUGAAAGUGAAUGGGUCUGAUUUCCAAAAAUGCGCUUCUUCAAACGCAACGGCGGUCCCACGUACUACCGGAAAUGACGUGAUUCCUCUUGCGACACCUGGCAAGAGGUGGUAUAUUUGUACCAUUGGUGAGCAUUGCUCCAAGGGGAUGAAGCUCGUCAUCACCGUAUCGGCGGCCGAGGGGCCGUCUCCCGCCCCAUCCUCGGCUACUUCGGCCGCCACUGGGGCUGAAGUCUCUGCCUUGAGAUCUUGUGUGUGGGUACUUGCAGCCAUGGCUGCCUAUAAGAUGAUUAUGGCUUAA